AUGCCGCCGUACGCGACGCGCCAGAAUGAGUGGGGCAGCCGGGCGCCGGACCUCGGCAUGCACCUUACGCCCGUUCAGUCUUUUGUGGUGCGCUGCUGCGAUCCGGGGCUCGAGCAGCCGAAUUUGCCGCUCGCGCUCGAGUUGGCUGACUACAUCAACACGAAGCGGGCGAACACGGCACGCGAGGCGGCGUUUGAGAUCGUCGAGUAUGUGAACUCGCGCAUCCCGCAUGUGGGCAUGCUUGCACUGCACCUGCUUGAUAUCCUCGUGAAGAACUGUGGCUUUCUCAUGCAUCUGCAGAUCGCCACGAAAGAGUUUCUCAACGAGCUUGUGCGCCGCUUCCCGGAGCGCCCGCCGAUGCAUCCGAGCCCGGUCAUGACACGCAUUCUCGAGAUGAUCCACGAGUGGCGGCAGACGAUCUGUGUCACGAGCAAGUACAAGGAGGACCUCGUGCAUAUCCGCGACAUGCACCGCCUGCUCAUGUACAAGGGAUACCGCUUCCCGAAGGUCGACGCGCGCUCGGCGUCGGUGCUGAACACGGCGCAGCCGCUGCAGUCGCCCGAAGAGCUCGAGGAGGAGACGCGCCUCGCGCAGAGCGCCAAGCUCCAGGAGCUCAUCCGCCGCGGCACGCCGCGCGACUUGCAGCAGGCGCAGGAGCUCAUGAAGAUCCUCUCUGGCGCCGAGCCUGAGCAGAGCAGUAUCCAGGCGCGCCAGGUUGCCAAGGAAAUGGACAAGGUCGCCGCGCGCGCGAAGCUCCUAUCGGACAUGCUGGCGCAGGCCAAGCCUACGGAGAAGUUUGUGGCGGGCGACGCGUACGACCAAGUCGCCUCGCAUCUGCGGAGUGUGCAGCCGCGUCUGCAGCGCUGGAUCGAGCAGGCGCAGCAGGAGGAGUCGGAGCUCCUCGCACGCUUCCUUGAGAUCAACGACUGCAUCCAUGAGACGCUGGGCCAGUACGACGCCGUGGCGCACGGGCGCGCGCCACCCAGCAGCCACGCCGCCGAGCUUAUCUCGUUCGACGAUGACCCGGCGCCGUCGAACGCCGCGCCCACGUCCGGCAGCAGCGACCUGGCCGCGCUCCUGUCCCUCGAUACCUCUGCGCCAGCGGCCGAGCCGGCCAAGCCCGCGGCGCGCGGCGCGGUGGACCUGCUGGGCGAUCUCGAUGCUCCGAGCGGCCCUGCGAUGCCGCCGCCGAUGCCCCUCGCAGGAAGCUCGUCGCGACCGGCCGCGCCGCCGCCGCCCGCGCCAGCGCCGCACGACCCGUUCGCCGGCCUGGAUCUUCUGAAAUAG
Malassezia sympodialis ATCC 42132 is the source of this 1287-nucleotide messenger RNA. RefSeq lists its product as uncharacterized. Gene Ontology annotation, biological process: Golgi to vacuole transport; protein transport to vacuole involved in ubiquitin-dependent protein catabolic process via the multivesicular body sorting pathway; Golgi to endosome transport. Gene Ontology annotation, molecular function: phosphatidylinositol binding; ubiquitin binding. Gene Ontology annotation, cellular component: trans-Golgi network. The record is from RefSeq and is a predicted model, not a curated record. Lineage: Eukaryota; Fungi; Basidiomycota; Malasseziomycetes; Malasseziales; Malasseziaceae.